AUAAUGUGAGGAUAGAGGAUUCUCAAAUUAACAUACUCUCCGUUGAGGUUUGGGGUGCUUUACACGCCCUUGAGACCAUACUUCAAUUGGUGUACCAGGAUAAAGAUGGAGCGAAUGUUAUAUUUCAAGGAUCUUUGAUGGACGAACCAGAAUUCGUACACCGUGGAAUGCUGGUAGAUACUGCGAGACACUUCUUGCCAUUUGAUAUCCUGAAGAACCUGAUAGAUAGCAUGGCCAUGGUCAAGAUGAAUGUGUUUCAUUGGCAUAUUACGGAUGAUCAAUCAUUUCCCUUUGUCUCGACUACUUGUCCGGAACUGUCACAGCAG
This is a messenger RNA of Trichobilharzia szidati, 326 nucleotides long. The record is from the annotation of a GenBank genome assembly. Lineage: Eukaryota; Metazoa; Platyhelminthes; Trematoda; Strigeidida; Schistosomatidae.